AUGGACCCGCCGGCCAAGGAGGGGCCGCUGCUCGUGCAGCACAGCCACAAGUUCGGCGCCAAGAAGUGGAAGCGGAGCUGGUUUGUGCUGUACCCGGCCAGCCAGCACGGCGUGGCCCGCCUGGAGUUCUUCGACUGCAAGGAGACAGCGGCGCGGCCGGAACGGCUGGGCAGCAGGCGGAUAGACAAGACGGUGGUGCGGCUGGCGGACUGCACCAGCGUGGCCCCGGUGUCCGAGAGCGGCCCCCGCGCCGGCACGGUCGUCUUCCGCCUGGAGACCAGCGGCAGGAGCUACCUCUUCGCAGCCGACAAGCAGCAGAGCGAGGAGUGGGUGGCGAAGCUCUGCGAGAUCGCCUUCCCGGGAAAUGGCUCCAGUGAUGCUGGUGUGGCAGCCCAGCGUGCCAGAGAGGGCAGCGGCGACGCACCAGCCCUGGAGAUGGCUGUGAACUCCAUCUACUACUCAAGAGACGAAGUGAAUGCCUUCUGGGUGACAGUGCAACGAACCGAGGCUGCAGAGCGAUGUGAGCUGCGUGGUGCCUACCUGCUCAAGGCUGAGCGUGACAGCCUCGUCCUGAAGGACCCACGGACAAAUGAGAUCCUCUACGUCUGGCCCUACCGGCUGCUCCGGAGAUAUGGCCGGGACAAGGUGAUGUUCUCCUUCGAAGCUGGCAGGCGCUGUGACUCAGGCCCAGGGAACUUCACCUUUGAGACCAAGCAGGGCAAUGAGAUCUUCCGCCUGGUGGAAGCCUCCAUCCGGGAGCAGAAAGCGCAGGUGGAGGAGAAGCGGCGAAGCUGUGACUCACUGGAUUCAGAAAGCCCCAGCAUACUGCUGAUCCGCCAGGCCCUGGCUGACUCUCUGAACCUGGAGCUACCUGCAGAGGGGGAUGACACCUUGGCACACAAAGUGGGGCAAGUGCCCAGGCCCAGUGCAGCACCAGAGGAGAGGGAUGCUACAUCUCUGCUGAAGACCCGGACUCUGCCAGAGCUCCCUGUGCCACAGGCCAAGCCCAUGGUCCCAAGCACACCACCACGCUCCCCUCUGCCCAAGGUGCCCCGUGCUGUGCUGCCGGCCGAGGACCCCUCCAGUGUGUACUCGGAGCCCCUGGACUCAGUGAAAGGCUUCCGUCCCAGGCCAGACCCGCUAUACUCGGACCCCAUAGACAGCAAGCCCAUGAGCGGGACCAAGGUUCCCAGCGGUGCCUCGGAUGAGCCAAAGCUCCAGCGGCUGGUGCCGCAGUACUUGGGUGCGUACGAGCAGGGGCAGGCUGAGGGACGCAGCCAGGCCCCCGUGGCAGCUGGGCGGAGGGAGCACAUCUAUGAUGAGCCUGAGGGUCGUGCUCCCCGCUCACUGCCACCCCUUGCCUGCAUCUAUGAUGAGGCACGGCCUGCGGGCGAGGCCUGGCGCACCCAGGGCCAUGAUGGCAGGGACGGCUAUGAGUACCCCUACAACCCCAGCACUGACGACUACUCUGUACCUGCCUUCAAGGCCAAGGGCCCCAAGCCAGUGCCUGCCCCCAAACCCCCAGCAACCUUUAUCCCUAAAGGCACUGAGAGGAGUGGGGAUGCUGGCAGGUGGCAGGGGAACAUUGCUCCUGAGAAGAGCGUUGUCAAAUCCAGCCUCAACAGCAGCAACAACAACAAUGUGGAGGUGCUGUACAGCCAGGUGGUGAAGCCCCAGCAUGUGCAGAAGAAGGAGCAGUCUGUGGAUGAGUGCAGCUUGUCACCUGUCUAUGAGGACUUGGGAGAGAUAUAG
This is a messenger RNA of Indicator indicator, 1752 nucleotides long. RefSeq names its product docking protein 1 (gene DOK1). The record is from RefSeq and is a predicted model, not a curated record. Gene Ontology annotation, biological process: positive regulation of MAPK cascade; cell surface receptor protein tyrosine kinase signaling pathway. The transcript has 5 exons. Lineage: Eukaryota; Metazoa; Chordata; Aves; Piciformes; Indicatoridae. Bases 1 to 1752 code for a protein of 583 amino acids. Gene Ontology annotation, cellular component: cytoplasm.